This is a messenger RNA of Belonocnema kinseyi, 1153 nucleotides long. It is a transcript of the gene Prp38, whose product is annotated as pre-mRNA-splicing factor 38A. The transcript has 3 exons. The record is from RefSeq and is a predicted model, not a curated record. Lineage: Eukaryota; Metazoa; Arthropoda; Insecta; Hymenoptera; Cynipidae. Gene Ontology annotation, cellular component: precatalytic spliceosome. Bases 97 to 1002 code for a protein of 301 amino acids.
UAAUCUUUCACAUUCACAUCUGUAUCCGCUCAAGAAAAAAAUGAUAUAAAUUUAUUACUGAUGAUUGUAGUAUAAUAUAAUAACAAAUUUGUUAAAAUGGCUAAUCGCACUGUAAAAGAUGCAAAGUCGAUUCGGGGGACGAAUCCUCAGUAUUUAGUCGAAAAAAUUAUCAGAUCCAGAAUAUAUGAUUCAAAAUAUUGGAAAGAAGAAUGUUUUGCUUUAACUGCAGAACUAUUAGUUGACAAAGCUAUGGAUUUAAGAUACAUAGGUGGAAUAUAUGGAGGAAAUACAAAACCAUCUCCCUUUCUUUGUCUUAUUCUAAAAAUGCUUCAAAUACAACCGGAAAAGGAUAUUAUUGUCGAAUUCAUAAAGAAUGAGGAAUUCAAAUACGUUCGAGCAUUGGGAGCACUUUAUAUGCGUCUAACAGGGACAUCUCUCGAUUGCUACAAAUACCUGGAACCUUUAUUUAACGACAACAGAAAAAUGAGACGUCAAACUAAACAGGGCAAAUUUGAAUUGGUUCAUAUGGACGAGUUCAUCGAUGAACUUCUCAGAGAAGAACGAAGCUGUGAUGUCAUUUUACCGAGAAUACAGAAACGCCAUGUUUUGGAAGAAAAUAAUGAAUUAGAAGGCAAAGUAUCAGCACUAGAGGAUGACAUGGACGAAGCUAUUGAGUCUUCUGAAGAGGAAGAAGAAGAUGUGCCUUCCUCAAAAAGCGAAAAUCGCAAAAGGACGGAAGACUAUGACCGAGAACGGGAUCGCAAUAGGGACAGGGAAAAGAGGUAUUCCAGAUCUGAGAAGAAAUUGGAUCGAGAGAAAAGAUCCCGUAGUAAAGAGAGGGAUCGAGAUAGGCGGGAAAGGAAGAGAAGCAGGUCGCCAAAACCACAGCCUCCGACGAGUAAAGAAAAGGAGAGAGAUAAGGAUCGGGGACAUCGAAAGGAAAGAGAGAGGGAUAGAGAUCGGGGUGGAAGAAGAAGGGAGCGCGACAGACCGAGGCAUUAGUUUAUAAAAAAUAUAAAUUUAAUUUCUUAAAAUUAAUUUUUCUUAUAUUUAAGAAUUCAUUUAGUUGAUUGUAAUGUACGAAUGUAAGAUGAGCGAAAUCUAUACACGAUUUGCAAGAUGCACUUUUUAAAAAUAAUGCGUUAAAUCACAA